Messenger RNA from Laccaria bicolor S238N-H82, 693 nucleotides. RefSeq lists its product as uncharacterized. The record is from RefSeq and is a predicted model, not a curated record. Bases 1 to 693 code for a protein of 230 amino acids. The transcript has 6 exons. NCBI's taxonomy places the organism in Eukaryota, Fungi, Basidiomycota, Agaricomycetes, Agaricales, Hydnangiaceae.
AUGGGAAAGCUAUCUGAGAAGGAUCUGAAGGCCUGGGCAGAAGAAGGAGAUCGUGUGCAAUGGUCCCGGGCUGAGGCCGAGAUGCAGUGCUGGCAAGAGGAAUGGGAGAGAAAGCAAGCUGAGUUUAUGUGCUGCAUUCGGAGCUUUGAUAAGAUGAGCCAUGUAUGGGCUCAGCUUUCAAAGUCAAGUCCCAGCCAAGGUCAUGCAGCAUACACAAGCAAGAAGUCGGCCAUGUUCUCGCAGAUGAAACAAAUUGCACAAGCGAAUGAAGGGCAAUCAACUACACCCCCUCUGUUGAUUCUAUUGAAAAGGGUUUUGAUUAAUCGAAAACCAUAUGGUUACGGCAUGUGGACAUCAUGCAAUGGUCAUCACCCAGGUCCAAACAAAGACAAGGAAAAGGCCUUGAAAAUGAGAACUUUUCUCAUUCCCGACAGAUUAAUUGUCAAGAACUCAUCAGAAACCUACCCCCAGACAAUCCGCAUUCUGGCAGCAUUUGUGUCCCAGGAGUCUGUUUUUGUCCUCUGUGACUUUUGUGGCCUUGCCCGCAUGCAUGUCAAGAGCAGGAACAGGCCCUGGACCCAGGAGGACUUUGAAGUUGGGACUGAGCCAGACUGGACCAAGACCGCAAAAGACCGGACCUGUGGUUAUGGUCUUCGUGAACCGGUCUUUUGUAGCCCCUUAAAUACCCUUUAA